AUGUUGGGAUUUGUGAGAUAUGUAGCGGGAGCAGCAAUAUCUUAUCAGAUUUUUAUAGUGUUUGGAAUUCUACCAUGUGUUAUCUCUAGCGAGGCUUUAAAUGGAUUGUUAUCAUCAGGUCCAUCGAAAGAUAACAGCGAAAAGUGUACAUUGGCUACCUCUCAUUGUGUCCCAAUCGCUCUACAUCUCAAUCGUACCUGCUUAGGUAAUCAUUUGCCUUACAAACUGACAGCCCCAAUACCACUUGGUGAGGAUGUGACUUUUUACAGCCUAGAGUUUUGGACAGCCCUACAGUCUAUUCCAACAUGUUGGGAUAAAUUACAAUUCUUUUUAUGCUCCGUUUAUGUUCCUGAAUGUGUUGUUAUACAAACUUCAAAAUUCAUUAAUGUGGAUAGUACGUAUUCAUCCUUCACUACUGGAAAUAAUCAAUCUGAUCUAAAUAAUCAUUCAAUUAAUGUAACCAAUAGUCAGGAAUUCUUCAAUAAAAACAUGUCAGUUGAUAGCUUUCCAUCAUCAUCGACAAAUUCUCAUCGAAUUGUUUUACCAGAAGCUGAAAUGUGUGAAGCCGUACAUAAAGCCUGUCCACUUCUCUUUUCCAUUAUUCACUCAAUGAAUGAUAAUAAUAGUAAUAAUGUAAAAAAGAAAUUUACAAAAAUCAACAACACUGGUACUGGUCACAGUAUUAGUAAUAAUGGUAGUAGUGGUAGAGGUAUUGACGAUGAUACCAGUUCUAGUAAACAGCAUAAUCAUUUAUAUCCGAAAUUCUUGGAUUGUUCAUUAUAUACGCCAGGAUGUCGACAGAAUAAAUUAACUGCUCGUUUAUUUCAAAGUAAUGGCGGUGGAUGUCAAUCUCCUCUUGUUACAACUUCAUUAAGACGAAAUUGGAUUCCUGGCAUAGAAAGAUGUAGUUUUCCAUGUCGACGUCCCCAUUUCGAUUCUGACCAUUAUAAAUUAGCUAGAUGGAUUACAGGUUGUGCUGCUUUGUUCUGUUUAUGUACUAAUGUUUUUACAUUGUUCACUAUUCGUUUACAAUUAACUGAACGUAUGGAGAUAACAUUACAGCUUUCAAUAUAUGUUCAUCGUCUUAUUGAUUCACUACACUUGCCAACAUUUUCAACAAAUCGAAAAUCACAUCUUAUCUACAAUGGUAAAUCAUCCAAAUCAUCAGCGACAACAUUAGCCACUUCUUUAACAGGAACAAAAACCACCACAACAACUACAGCACCUAAUGAAACAGUUUAUAAUCCAUCUUGGCGUUUAUUACAUACAUCAUUAUUUUACAUACAUUUAUUUUUAAUAUUCGGUUGUUUCGGUUGGUUAUUACCUUUAUUACCAACUAUUGGUGAAUAUGUUGCUUGUCGGGAAGAUGGUAGUCUUCGUGUUGGUGAACCACAAAUUAGUUCCGGAAAAUCAUUUCUAUGUAUCAUCGAUUUCAUCUUAUUGUAUUUCUCUUCUAUGGUUGCUGCUAUUUGGUCGAAUAUUUUUGAUUAUGCAUUAUUAUAUCAAAUGAAAAAAAUUAAUUACAAUCUAAAUAAUCAACUGUCUCAUCAACAAUUCCCUCCUAAACAUCAUCAUCGUUACCAUCAUUAUCAGUACAAGAAUAAAUUACAUCGACAACAAUCAAAACAUCGGAACCACCGUCGUCGCCAACGUCAUCAUCAUCACGAACAACAACAAAAACCAUCUCAACAAUACCAUAACGAUGUUGAAAUGAAACAUUUUCAAUCAUAUAUCACAAAAUUCAGUGAGAAUUUAUCUAAAAAAUAUAAUAAGUCGUCAGAUCGUUCUAUGCCAAAACGAAUAUCUGAUGAACCUUUAUCAGAGAUAACAAAUUCAGUGAAUUUAACAAAUGAAAAAUCAUCUGAAUUAGAAUUAGUUAAUGAAGAACAUUUUGUUCCGAAUAACGAUACUACUACUACUACUACCACUGAUACUACUAAUAAAAAUACACUUGAUUUGAAUAUUGAUAAUAAUAAGAACAACAGUACAACCACUAAUGUUUAUAAUGAAGCAAUCAUUGAAUCAUUAAAUGUACCAAUUUCAAAAGAUUGUACAAGUAAUAUUAAUAUGAUUAAAAAAGAAUGCAAGUUAUCUUGUUCAUCUUCGUCAUCAUCAUCUUCUUCUGCUUCAUCAUCUGCAUCACCUUCAUCAUUGACAUCUUCAUCUUCUUCAUUAUUGUUGUUAUCUAGUCAAAAUGUUGAUAAUGUGGAAAAAAUGGAUGAUAGAGCACAAUUGUCUAAUAACAACAAUAAUAAUAAUAAUAAUACUUAUACUGAUAAUAGUUUUACAACUGGUAAACUUCACAAUCCUAUGCAUAAAUUCCGUAAACAGAAAAUAAAAGGUUUACAUUCAAAGGAUUAUUAUUUUGGUGACAAUUAUCAUAAAUUACAUUCUUCUCCUUCCAGUCAUAACCAUAGUCUAGUAUGCUUGGAGUCGAUUCCUCAACAUUCACCAGGAAUAGAUAGUAUUUGUUUAAAUCCAUAUCAUAAUUAUCAUGAUCGUCGACAUCAUCCACAUCAACACCACCUUCAUCAUCAUUGUCGUACUGGUAGUCAUAACUACUAUCAACAAUAUAAAUUUGGUUCGUUUACUGGAAUCCCACUAAAUUCACUUGUCGAUUUAUUAUCGUCUGAUUGUAUAGAUUCAUGUUUUCAUUCAUCCUCGUGUUUUCCGAUUUCUAAACCAUUAAUCUCACAAAUAUUAUGGAUUCAACUAUUUACUAGUGAUAAAUAUCUUUUUAUUCACAACAUUGAUACAAUUGGAACUGUUGAUGAUGAUACUACUAAACAUGGUCAUCAUGAUGAAGAGGAUGGUAAUGAUGAUGCUGCUGAUCACGAUGACAAAAUUGAUGGUCAUUUUCUAAAUACAAAAACUACCGCUAAUACUACAACAACAACAACUUGUUCUCAUAUGAGAUCACUUAUGCUAAAUCAAGGUGUUAUCAUUUCAUCCCCAAUUAAUAAUCAGUCAAUAAAUACUCAACCGCAAACAACCUGUUUACAUUUCUUAGCGCUUGCUAUCCCUUUAGUGUUUACAUUGAUUAUUUUAACAGCUGCAGAAAUUGAUGGAAAUUCAUUGAGUGGAAUUUGUUCUGUUGGUUUAAUCAAUAUAUGGGCACGUGUUGGACUAUUAUUAAUCCCGUUCACAUUAUGUCUAAUAAUAAAAUUUUAUUAUUUUAUUCAAUUAAUGCAUCAAUUUAUGAAAUUACGUCAUAAAUUCCUGUUAUCCUCAUUUCAUGUGGAUCAUGAAAUAGCUCAACGUUUAGUACGUUAUUGUUUAUUUUAUGGUAUAUUUCUGAUGUUUCUACUAAGUUUAUGGUUAUUUUCAAUUUGUAUUCAUACUUAUGUAUAUUUAAAUGAACCUGUCUGGUUGGAAUCACAACGUCGUUUAUUCUUAUGUCGAAUACGUUAUCGUCUAUUAGGACUUGAUGAAUUAGCCUCAAUGAAUGUUUGUGUAAAUACAGCUUUUUCAUAUGAAACUGUUGAUACAUCACCAUCUUCAAUAACGUCAUCAUCUGCAGCAACAGUGGCUGCAUUCACUCCAUCAUUGAAUAUUCAUUCAAAUCAUAUAAGUUCAACAUUUCCAACGAAAAAUCAUAUCUCAAUAGAUGAUUCCUUCAUGUUAAACAAUAUGGCUGAUUUACAAUCAUCAUCUACACAGUCAAUAUCUGAUUUGUUAAUGAUGAAAUCAUCUGAUCUACAAAUACACUACCAACAACAGCAACUUCUCAAACAACAGCGACAAACAGGAACAUCAAUUCAACAGAAUAAUGAUAAGACAGCAUCAUCAUCGUCAUUAACUGCAACACGAAUGUCGACUUAUCUGCCUAUUGAUGCUGAUGAAAUGGUAUCGAUUCAAAAACCAUCUGUUGGUCCAUUACUCUUACAUUUAAUCGUUUAUUUCGCUAUAAAUCUCUUGUAUAAUUCAAUGUGUUUACUAGAUCCAUCAGUGAAACGAACUUGGUGGUAUUUGCUUAAACGAGUUAUGUUUUGUUGGUGGGAUCCUGGUUUCUUUAUAAUACCUACACCGAUUCUAUCAAAUAAUGAUUUAUGGAAAAAAUCUGGCGUAUUUUAUUCACAUGAAAAAUAUUCUAAGAAAUUACAAGAUUUUGAAUUAGUCAAACGUAAAUCAAAUCGUUUUACUGAUCAUGAUAAUAAUUAUUCUACUACUAAUACAAAUACUACUACAAUGAUUAGUAGUAGUAUUUUAAAUUGCACUGACAAUAAUGAUGGCAAUCAUUAUCAUCGUCAUAAACUUGUCAAUAAAAUUAAUCAUACUACUGAUCAUGACAUUGUGGAUUUUAAUGCAGAUAAUAAUGAUAAUAAUAAUAACAUCUUAGAGCAAUUGGAUCAUGUAGUGAGUCCAUUGGAAUCAUUAUUAUUGUUGUUACAAUCAAACACACCAAAUCCUCAACAUUUAUCGAAUUUAUUAUCGAAAUUACUACUUUUAUCAGUGAAUAACAAUAAUUCGAAUGGUUUAUUAGAACAGUCAGUUUUAAAUCAGCAACGGAAUUCACAAUUAUCUUCAACAUCAUCUUCAUCACCGCCGUCUUCAAUUCAUGAUAAUAAUAAUAAUAAUUUGGAAACUUUAUUAUUAUUCGUUUUACGCCAAUUGUAUCAAUUAUCAUCUACAACUGGGUUGACAGGUAUCUCUAAUGAUAAUGGUCCUGUUAAACAUCAGGAUAAUGUUAUUACUACUAGUCCCACAACUAAUACUACUAUUACUAAUAAUAAUAGUAGUAUUGGUCUUAGCCAAAAUACUAAUCAUAAUUUAACUAGCAAUACAAUGAUCAAUCAAACAACAGAAUUGAUUCCGACUACUUUGAUUCGUAAUAGUAGUAAUGUUAAUUUGACUGGGAGUAAUAAUCAUCAUUCCAAUCAUUCUUUGUCCCAUCAGUCAGAUCUAACAGCUACAUUGACUGCGGCAGCUGCCUAUGAACAGUAUCAAAAACAGUUAUCGGAUUUAACAGCAAGCAUCACACAACGUCGAAGCAGGCACAAACGAUUAUUAUCUGGACGUUCGUCAAUUCGUCGUCGUAGUCAAUCGCAUAGUCUACCUACAAAUAGUUUAUUUUUACCUAGUUUAACUACAUCAAUGAAUGUUACCAGUAAUAGAAUAAAUUCUUCAUUAUAUUCUACAGAAUCCAAAUCAAUCGAACAACCAUUUACAUCAAUUCAAACAGGAACAAUAACAACAACAGCAUCAGCAUCAUGUUUACCACUUGGAAGAAGAGGUUCAUUCAAUGUAUUGCAAGCUGCAGUUUCUAUGUUUGCUGCUGCAGCUGUCGCUUCUACAAAAAUGAAUAAUAACGUUAAAAGUAAUACUAGUAAUAAUUCUUUCAAUAAUCGACGCCGAUUAAGUCAAUCUGGUUUAAGUGGAUUAGAUACAUUUUCUACACAUCAUUUGGAUAGUUCUAGUGGUACAGCUUCAGCUUUUGGUGGAAGUCAAAUCUCGUCAACAUCCAUUCGAAGUGCUUUAACUAGUGUCGGUCUAUCUCAUCGUCAUCACCGCCAUCAUCACCAUCGUCGCCGACGUCAAAACAAUCAUACUCGACCAUCUUCAACAUCUGAAGCUCGAUUAAUUAAUAGUAUCAAUAAUUAUAAUAAUAGCACUCUAAAUAAUAUACAAUCUAAUACCAUUGGUCUAUCGACCACUACAAAGUAUAAUAAUAAUAGUAAUAAUAAUAAUGUACAUAGUAUGGGCAGUCGAAUGUCAUCAUUACGAUCAAUAUCAUGUGCUUCUUCGUCAGGUGCUGAAUCAUACAACUCGUAUCGAUUAUUAAUUAAUCAAGCUGGUGCAAGUUGGCGCGAAUUAUGGCGUACACGAAUGUUAUUAAUGCAUGUGUUACGUUGGGCUGAAAAUGUUACAUCAUUUAUGCAACCGAACACUAACACUACUACUAGUAAUAAUAAUAGUAGUAACAAUAUAAAUUCCAGUGUACUUAAUGAUGAAUUUAGUAAAUCACAAAUUAGUCUAUCAAACCAUUUUGAUGCAUCCAUAAAUAAUAAUAUAGACUGUGUGAAAACACCGACAACAUGUAUUACUACUACUAUGAUGUCGGUGACGACGACUACAUCAGCUAUUGUUACCACUUGUAGUUGUGACGUUUUCGGUGAUAGAAGUAGAAGUAGUCCAUGCAAUAUUAAUCAACAAAUACCGGUAUUCACGUCUAAACCUACCGAUGGUAUAAAUGAUUUCAAUGGACAACUAAUUCAACUGAUAAUGUCAUUGAUUGAACAACAAAACCAGAAUCAAUUUGUCAGUCCUGGAAUUGGAUCCCAAUCAAAACUGGACAUAGAUACACAAUUAUCAACUAACCCACUGAAUAAUUUGCAUAUUGAAUCACCGUUACAAACAGUUAUUACUACUAUGACAACAACAACUACUACUACUAUAAGUAGUAUCAGUCAUUUCGUUGGACAAACACAUCAGUUGACCACUAUGGAUCCUAUGAUGGCAGCAGCAUUUGCUGCGGCAACAGCGGCAGCUACUGUAGCUCUACAACAACAACAACAACAAGCCUUACGCCAGUCGUCGCCAUCGAAUUCAACAUCAUCUCCCGCUGCUAUCGGCGCUGUUACUUUUGGUACCCCGACAUCUACCAUUCAUAAUUACAACAAUGAUAUCAAAAUGUCUCAUCAGAAUGUUAAUACAAGUAAUGCAAAUAUUAACAGCCAAUUCUGUCAUAAUGUAAAUCAUCCAGUUAUGACACAUUGGACUACUGGAUCAUGUUCACUAGGACCGAUGCCGCAAGAUAUAUAUCACUCAUCAAGUGGUCAGCAUUUAACAUCACCAGCAUAUAAUCCUUCCAAGAAUAAUGAUAAUAAUAUCCCGUAUAUAACACCAAUCAAAAAUAUUUCACCCUAUUCACAAACUACUAACAAUUGGUUCCCUGAAAUACCAUCAACCUCUAAUCGUCAUCAUCAGCAUCAUCGUUCGUCAUGUGAUCCAAAUUCUUUGAGAACUAUUCAUAUGUCAAACAAUAAUAAAUUUAACAAUCAACAAAUGAAUAUAAAUAAUAAUAAUGUUAAUUAUGAUAUGAAUACGAUAGGACCAUAUCAUAAUUAUUUUAUGCAACCGAAUUCUACGUAUACAACUAAUGUAUCUUCUGAAGAAAAUCAUCAUUUUUACCAGUGUACUACUGCACCAGAUCUACUUUUGGAUCAUGAACAACUUACUACAACAGAAAGAUCUAGAAAUAUAUCUAAUCCAUCACCAAGUUGUUCAUCACAAUUAUUAUCUCGACACCAACAACACCACCACCACCACCACCAAAAACAACUGCCUGUAAAUUGUCUAAUAGAUAAUUGUAAUCAUUCUGUAAUUCGUUUAACUAAUUCAUUUCAUUCACCUGCUAACAACACUGUUAGUAAUGUUUCACAAAUUCCAAUGUUACCUUUCUCUUCUACAUUAUCCUCUGUGCCGAAUUCACAACAAAGUAAUUAUACAUUAUGUCCUAAUACAUGUACAAAUCCAUAUAUUGUAACUGAAAGUCCAUUUGUUAUCAAUGAACAAAAUCCCAAACAAUCUCUAAUUACAUCUCAAAACUACAUUACUGAUUGUGAAUCCAAUGUAAAAUUAUUACGCAAUCCAUCUGAAAACGCUAUCCUCACCAGUCGUAAUAAUAAUGACUCAGAUGCAUUUGAUAGUGAAGAUGAAAUUGUUUCAGUAAAUGAAGACGAUGAUGAAUUUCAUGAAGUUGACAGCGAUGACAUUAACAAUAACAAUCCUGAACAUAAUGACCAACACCAAAGUCAACAACAUACAAAUUUGUUAUUUACACAUAUUCCCUAUAUUGUAACAAAUCAAAGUUAUGCUAAUAAUUAUGAACCAAUGAUUGAAUUGAAUGCUAAUUCACGUGAAUAUUUUAUUCCUGGUUUUGUAAGUUCAGCUUACCAUCAUCAUCAUUUGACUACAAUUGAACCAGUUAAAGUCACUACAACAAUAACAACAGCAAUAAAAACAAUGACAACAACAACUCAUUGUCUUCCAUCUCAUCCUUUGUCAGUUUAUUCGAAUAUCUUAAUGCAAACUAAAUGUUCUACAUAUAUUAGUCCAGAUGAUGGUGAAAUAUCUAGUGUUAGUCAAAGUGCCAGUCAAGUUGUUCCAUGUGCAUCAUCACCAUCGUCUUCAUCAUCUUCAUGUACAGACCCAUCAUCUUCGUCAUCCUCCUCCUUAUCAUCAUCAUUUUCAAAGUCUAAAUUAUCGCCUAAAUUAAAUUCAUAUAAUGAUCAAUUAACUCCUAAUCCUAUUAUCGUUACUUGUGCACAACUUGAUCAUAUCAUCACUGAUCCUUCACCGUUAUCUUCUUCUUAUUCUGUUACUUUAUCUCAGCAUAUUGAUCAACAUAAUGAUUCUAUUAUCAAUGUACAUCAUAUCAAAUUAUUACCACUUGAUAAACAAUCAAAUUUAAAUAAGACAAAAAUGAUCGAUGAAACAACAACAAUGUAA
Schistosoma mattheei is the source of this 8451-nucleotide messenger RNA. The record is from the annotation of a GenBank genome assembly. Lineage: Eukaryota; Metazoa; Platyhelminthes; Trematoda; Strigeidida; Schistosomatidae.